Messenger RNA from Manihot esculenta (cassava), 2387 nucleotides. RefSeq names its product casein kinase 1-like protein 10. NCBI's taxonomy places the organism in Eukaryota, Viridiplantae, Streptophyta, Magnoliopsida, Malpighiales, Euphorbiaceae. The record is from RefSeq and is a predicted model, not a curated record. The coding region runs from base 672 to 2063 and encodes 463 amino acids. Gene Ontology annotation, biological process: peptidyl-serine phosphorylation; endocytosis; signal transduction. Gene Ontology annotation, cellular component: nucleus; cytoplasm. Gene Ontology annotation, molecular function: protein serine/threonine kinase activity; ATP binding. The transcript has 14 exons.
AUAUCAUCAAAUUCGCGUCGCCAUUUCCCCUCAGUUCAUCAAUCAUCAAUCAUCAAUCAUACUCUUUUGCUUUCUUUUAUCUUUACCUAUCAUCUCUCCCUCCUUUCUUAGUAUUAUUCCUUUCCUGGAAUCUGCAAUUUUUCCCUGAAAACUCAAUCCCUGUCCUCAACUCAGAUCCUACAAGAUCCCUUAAUUCUUGCCGCAAAUACCGUCUUCAGUAGAUAUUCUCCUAUUCUUUACCAGUACUCCCUCCCACGGAAAAAGGAACCCUCUCUUUCGCUCAGUAAUUCCAUCAGAAACUCACCUUUCUCUUUUAUCGUCACCUUUUUUUUUUCUUUUUACUUUGCCAAGAAAAUGCAGUGUCAUUAUUUGUGAACCCUCAUUUUCCUUUCGCUGAUUACUGGGUAUUGCUUAGAUUUAUCAAGCAACAUCUUGCUUUGCUUCUAAAUUUUAGAUACUAGCGGGUUAUAUUACGCGGUUCUUUUUUCAUAUUUUUACUCGAUGAGCUUGGUUGCUCUGUGCGUUUAAUGAAAUUGAUGGAUCUGAGAGUUGCCGUGUUUUUUGACAAGGGAACAGUUUUCGGACCCUGUGGUUGGUGAAUUCAGUUGUAAAGCAGUAGGGGAUAUUAGUAAUUGAUUAGUGCAUUAUAGUGCUUAUUGGAACUAUUAAUCAUGGAUCAUGUUAUUGGUGGCAAGUUUAAGCUUGGACGGAAGAUCGGUAGCGGAUCCUUUGGUGAACUUUAUUUGGGCAUCAACGUACAAACUGGAGAGGAAGUGGCUGUUAAGUUGGAAUCUGUGAAGACAAAGCACCCUCAGCUUCACUAUGAGUCAAAGCUGUAUAUGCUACUUCAAGGAGGAACUGGUAUUCCCCAUCUGAAAUGGUUUGGAGUUGAGGCUGAGUACAAUGUCAUGGUUAUUGACCUUCUUGGACCGAGCUUAGAAGACUUGUUUAAUUAUUGCAAUAGGAAGUUUUCACUGAAAACAGUUUUGAUGCUUGCGGAUCAAUUAAUAAACAGAGUUGAAUAUAUGCAUUCACGGGGUUUUCUUCACCGUGAUAUAAAGCCUGACAACUUUCUAAUGGGUUUAGGGCGUAAAGCAAACCAGGUCUAUAUCAUUGAUUAUGGCCUUGCAAAAAAGUACAAGGAUCUUCAAACACACAAGCAUAUACCAUAUAGGGAAAACAAAAAUCUUACAGGCACAGCUCGCUAUGCUAGUGUUAAUACACAUCUUGGAGUUGAACAAAGCAGAAGAGAUGAUCUGGAAUCUCUUGGUUAUGUGCUUAUGUAUUUUCUAAGAGGAAGCCUUCCUUGGCAGGGCUUGAAAGCUGGUACUAAAAAGCAGAAAUAUGACAAGAUCAGCGAAAAGAAGAUGCUCACCCCUAUAGAGUUUCUUUGCAAAAACUAUCCUUCAGAAUUCACAUCAUACUUCCACUAUUGUCGAACAUUACGGUUUGAAGACUCACCAGAUUACUCAUACCUGAAGAGGCUCUUCCGGGACUUAUUUAUUCGAGAAGGUUAUCAGUUUGACUAUGUGUUUGACUGGACUAUAUUGAAGUAUCCUCAGAUUGGCUCCAGUUCUAGAGCAAGGCCAAGCAGCAAACCAGCUGUAAAUCCAGGUCCAUCAGCUGAAAGAGUGGAACGACCAUCAGUUGGCCAAGAGAUCCGAGAUAGAUUUUCAGGUGCAGUUGAGGCAUUUGCUCGAAGAAAUGGUUCUGGACAUGCUUUGCAUGGGGAUCACUCCCGACACAGAUCUUCAGAUGAUGUGCCAUCGUCUAAGGAUGUGCAUCCUGAUCCUGAAAGGCCCCGAUCAUCAUCUAGAAAUGGCAGUACUUCAAAGAGGGCCGUUGUAUCAAGCAGCCGGCCAAGCUCAUCUGGUGAGCCUAGUGAGAAUCGGUCAAGCCGGCUUCUCUCAAACAGUGGUCGAUUGUCUAUGACCCACAGAAUGCAACCAGGGUUUGAGUCCAAAUCAUCUUCAUUUACUCGUGCUACUGCCACAAGAGGCGGUCGUGAUGAUACACUUAGGAGUUUUGAGCUCUUAUCCAUAGGCACAGGAAAGAGGAAAUAAAGGAUCUGUGUGAUAAGAACUAAGAAGUGUUAUCUUGUCUUGGGGAUCAACAUUCCCUUUGUAGUAUCCUCGAGAUAUGAGGAUUAUAAUGGUUUGUUAGCAGUACUUUGUGUAUGUGUUCCCAUUCACGGGUACCCACUCACAGCAAAAGCUCCACGAAGUUUGAGUGUUGGACUCCUGCAGUGCAGUAUGUAUUCAGGGAUUCUUGUAAUUACAAGGUCCACAGGACCGUCCUUGAAGGACAUGUGAAUCAUUUCGCUUUAGGGAAUUGUUUAUAAUCGAGACGCUAGUAACUUGUAAUAAAUAUCACUUCUAUUUGUUUUU